AAAAAUUUUGAAUUCGUGUUCUAGUAGUAUUUUCUAAAAUACUGUUAUUCCUUCGUUGUUCUUAUUCGGGAUAAGAUUAUAAUGAGUGGCAAUAAAAGUAGCAGAGAUAAAGACACGCGUAGAGAUAUAUCCCAUGAAGAACCAAAUGAUGAUUUCGUGUUAGAAGGAAGCAUAUUGGCCGAUGCGGUGUCUAGGAUAUUAACUUAUUUUCUGGAGCCACAAAUAGCACCGAAAUUUACCAAGACUAUAAAACACUUUCUUCUUGACAUAAGGCUGAGAAAAGAACAGAAUUCUUAUUCCAUUCAAGUAACAAACCGUGGACCGACGAAUAUUGAUAUUCAGAACCUUUUAAGAUUUACUUUCGAUGACAUUAUUUCUGCAGGAUUAAUUUCUGGGAACUUAAUCGUUGCAGAUGUAUUUAGCAGGGGUGGGGCUGGCCAGCAAGAAAUAAUUCACGAAGCAAAGCUUGCACAAAAGACAAUACUAAUUCAUGACAAUGUCUCCGUUAAAAAAGUACCCAAGUUUCCAUACCUGAAGGAAUAUUUGGCGAUUAAGUUAAAGUGCAAAUUACUUUCCACCGAUUUAACGACGUUUAAAGAAUCGCUGAUUCAAGAAAUUGUCCUGCUACAAACAACUCACACCAACGUGAAAUUUAUGUUCUAUCUCGAUGACGAGAUACUUUACAAUAAUUACAUCAAGCUGGACGACGAUUAUAAAAACUGUAAAUUGUUGAGUUCGGCCCUCGUCGCGGUCAUACAGCAAAGCGUAAACACUACGUUUAGAGAUAAUUGUCUGAGGUUAUUGCAAGUCGCCAAUUCUUACAGCGCUCAAGAAGCGAUUAUGAGUAGAAUAUUACCAAUGAUUCACGGGAAUUAUACGUUUGUUGAAGAAAGUUCCCCGAUUACUGAAAACGAAAAUACCCCAGGAACGUCCAGUGAAUACCGCAGAAAACAAUGUUAAAGAUGAAAAUGGUGUACCAAAGUUCACAAUAACAGGUAAAUAAAUAUAUUUUCAAUAUCCGAAACAUAUACUCAUUGCGCAAUAAUAUACAUAAUUUCCAAUGAUUCGACCAAAACCUUAAGGUGAAGUGAAACACGUCGAAGAACU
Orussus abietinus is the source of this 1107-nucleotide messenger RNA. RefSeq lists its product as uncharacterized. The record is from RefSeq and is a predicted model, not a curated record. Bases 82 to 960 code for a protein of 292 amino acids. Lineage: Eukaryota; Metazoa; Arthropoda; Insecta; Hymenoptera; Orussidae. The transcript is spliced from 5 exons.